AUGGGUUCACAGAGUGAUCAAUUGAAUUCCGCACUGGAUCUCCUCAGGCGUAUGCCUCCUCAAAAGUUUGAACAUGUUCUCCAAUGUGUCCUCGACAUUUGCCCUCAAAUCUCAGAGUCUGUUCUCAGCACUGUCGACCAGCCGAUGAAAAUCAAACAUGAUGCAAAAGCUGGUCGUGAUUAUCUUCUCUCAGAUUUCAACCGAGAUGGUGACUCAUACAGAUCCCCUUGGACGAACACUUAUGAUCCUCCUCUUGAAGAUGGGGUGGUUCCUUCAGAACGACUUCGAGCUCUUGAAAUCGAUGCCAACAAUGCCUUUGAUCAAUAUCGCCAAAUGUAUUUUGAGGGCGGAAUCUCCUCUAUUUACUGUUGGGAUUUGGAUCAGGGUUUCGCCAUGGCCAUACUCAUUAAGAAGUCUGGAAACGCAGCCUCAGCCAGUGGAUGUUGGGAGUCAGUACAUGUAGUUGAAGUUCUUGAACAUCCAACUGCCAAGUCGGCUCACUACAAAUUGACGAGCACAGUGAUUAUGUGGAUUGAGACCAACACUUCUGAUUGCGGAGCUUCUACGCUUAGUGGUCAUCUUAGUCGCGUUUUGGAUCGUGAAUUCCCCCUUCCUGAUCGAAAGCAGCAUAUUGUUAAUAUCGGUACCUUAGUUGAGUCUCAUGAGAAUCAAAUGAGGUCUACUCUGAAUGAUGUAUACUUUGGUACCUCAAAGUCGAUAAUAGAUUCAAUGCGUUCCUACCACAGUGCUGAUGAAGAGUUGGCUAGAAGGAAAUUAGCUCAAAAUAUGAAUGAGGCAGUUGCACAACAGAAGGCGCAAUAA
Molecule: messenger RNA, 822 nt
Organism: Rodentolepis nana
Lineage: Eukaryota; Metazoa; Platyhelminthes; Cestoda; Cyclophyllidea; Hymenolepididae
Source: the annotation of a GenBank genome assembly